Messenger RNA from Fusarium sp. VM40, 3822 nucleotides. Lineage: Eukaryota; Fungi; Ascomycota; Sordariomycetes; Hypocreales; Nectriaceae. The record is from the annotation of a GenBank genome assembly.
AUGCAUCAACGCAUCGUGCGCCAGCUCGGAGCUGCAGCCGUGCUUUUCGCCGGCCUAGGUCUCGCCGAGCAGUACACACCGAAACACGAAGCCGGACGAUGCGCUUUCCGCGGCCAUUGUGGCAAGCAGAGCUUCUUUGGAAAAGACCUUCCAUGCGUCGAUAACGGUCUGGCUGAGGAUCCCGACGAGGAGUUUCGAAAUGAACUCGUCGAGCUUUGUGGCGAGAAGUGGAGGACAGGACCUGUCUGCUGUAAUCUGGACCAAGUAAGAUCACUCAAGUCCGAGCUCGGAACUCCAAGCACGCUUAUCGGCUCAUGCCCUGCGUGUAAAGACAACUUCUUCAACCUGUUUUGUACCUUCACGUGCUCUCCUGACCAGUCUCUCUUCAUCAAUGUGACCAACUCCGCCGAAAAGAACGGCAAGCAGCUCGUAACAGAGCUCGACCAGCUUGUAUCUAAGAAAUACGGUACCGGUUUCUACGACAGUUGUAAGGAGGUCAAGUUUGGCGGCGCAAACAGCAAAGCCAUGGAUCUGAUCGGUGGUGGUGCUAAGAACUAUACCGAGAUGCUCAAGUUCCUUGGAGACAAGAAACCCUUCGUCGGCUCACCCUUCCAGAUCAACUUCCCGACCGAAUACAGUGACGACGACCUCCAUCCCCUGGACAUGAAGCCAAAGCACUGCAACGAUGAGGACCCCGAUUAUCGUUGCGUUUGUGUUGACUGCCCCGGUGUGUGCCCAAAGCUUCCAGAUGUGAAGGACUCCAAGUCUUGUCGAGUCGGGCUUUUACCCUGCCUCUCGUUCGCAUCUGUCUUUGUUUACAGUGUUCUUCUAUGCGUGCUGAUCCUGGCUGUCGGGGGGCACGUUGCCUGGAAGAAGUAUUCCCAGCACCGCGUCGAAAGAACAAGACUGCUUCACGAAUCCUCGCAUAGCGAUGACGAAGACGAGGGUGGCCCAGUCGACACAGAGGCUAUGCGCGAGCGUCCGACUAAGAGAUAUUGGAUCAACGACCGAUGUGACAGGGCCUUUUACAAACUCGGUCAUGUGGCAGCGCGUUUCCCUGGCUGGUGUAUUGGACUCAGCGUACUCUUCGUCGGAAUCUUGUGUAUUGGUCUCUUCCGCUUCGAUCUCGAGAAGGAACCUGCCCGCCUGUGGGUUAGCCCGUCUUCAGCUGCUGCAAAGGAGAAAGCUUACUUCGACCACAAUUUUGGGCCAUUCUACCGCGCUGAGAAGAUCUUUCUUGCUAAUGAUACCAACCCAUCUGGUCCUGGCCCUGUGCUCAGUUACGAUACGCUGAAGUGGUGGAUCGAAGUUGAAGAGAGUGUCAAGAAGCUCGAAAGCCCUGUCUAUGGCAAAUACUUCCACGAUCUUUGUUUCAAACCCUCCAACGACGCUUGCGUUGUCCAGUCGGUCUCGGCCUACUGGCACUCGAAGGGUGGGCUUGACCCAAAGACCUGGAAAGAGGAGCUCCGUGCAUGCGCCAAAAGUCCCGUGGAUUGUCGACCUGACUUUGGUCAGCCCCUCGAGCCUAACAUGAUCUUUGGUGGUUAUGAUGAUGAUGUCGUGGACGCUCAAGCCAUAACUGUGACAUGGGUUGUUAACAAUGCCCAAGAGGGCACCGAUGCUAUCGCGAGGGCCGUCGACUGGGAGAAUUCUCUUCGCGACCGAAUGCUCGAGGUUCAAGAAGAGGCCAAACAGCGCGGUCUUCGUCUGUCCUUCAAUACUGAAAUCAGUCUGGAGCAAGAACUCAACAAAUCGACGAACACAGACGCCAAAAUUAUUGUCAUUAGUUACAUUGUUAUGUUUGUUUACGCCUGCAUGGCACUGGGAACCCCCCUCAAGCACAUAUUCCGCAACCCUGCUGUACUCUUAGUCGAGUCCAAGGUAUCGCUUGGUCUUGCGGGUAUCCUCAUUGUUCUCAUGUCGAUUGCCGCUUCCAUCGGUUUCUUCUCAUGGGUUGGCUUGAAGGCUACGCUCAUUAUUGUCGAAGUCAUCCCCUUUAUUGUCUUGGCUGUUGGCGUGGACAACAUCUUCUUGAUUGUUCACGAGCUCGAGAGGGUCAAUGUUAGCUUCCCAGAUCAGAUGGUCGAGGAACGAGUCGCCCGGGCGCUUGGCCGUAUGGGACCUUCAAUUCUCUUCUCUGCUCUUACGGAGACCGUCGCUUUUGCUCUUGGCACAGCUGUCGGUAUGCCAGCAGUCAGGAACUUUGCCGCCUAUGCCGCUGGUGCCGUUUUGGUUAACGCAGUGCUUCAAAUGACUAUGUUUGUCUCUGUCCUUGCUCUUAACCAGAUGCGGGUUGAAGACCAUCGUUGUGAACUGUGGCCCUGGUGGCAGAUCACUAAGGCAAGAAUCCACCUCAGCGGAACUAACGGGUUUGCUCAGGGUGCCGGCCGCGGCUCGGACAUGGCUGAGGAGAGCUUGCUGCAAGUCUUUAUCAAGAACACAUAUGCGCCUCGCCUUCUUGGAAAGAAGGUCAAGGUUGCUGUUGUCGCAGUAUUCCUCGGAAUGUUUGCUGGUGGAUUGGCGCUUCUACCCAAGAUUGAACUUGGCCUGGACCAGCGCGUUGCCAUCCCUGAUGGGUCCUAUCUGAUCCCCUAUUUCGAUGAUCUAUACAAGUAUCUGGAGACCGGACCUCCAGUGUACUUUGUGACUCGCGAAGUUGAUGUCUCUAAGCGGAAGCAUCAGCAACAGAUUUGUUCGAGAUUCACGACUUGCCAGGACCUUUCACUCACCAACACACUGGAGCUCGAGCGACAGAGAUCAGAUAUUUCUUACAUCUCUUCGCCAGCUGCGAGCUGGAUCGACGACUUUUUCCUGUGGUUGAAUCCCAUAUUUGAGCAGUGCUGUGUGGAAGGUGGCCAGACCUGCUUCGCCGAUCGCAAGCCAGCCUGGAACACCACGCUUUACGGCAUGCCCGAGGAUGAAGAAUUUAUCCAUUAUCUCAAGAAGUUCCUUUCAAGCCCCACUGGCGACGAUUGCCCUCUUGCUGGUCAGGCUGCCUAUGGCCAAGCUGUCAUCCUCGACGCUGAAAGCACCCAUGUUAAGUCAACACACUUCAGGACUAUGCAUACGCCCUUGAGAAGCCAGGAAGAUUUUAUCGCUGCAUACUCUGCAGCACGCCGUAUCGCUUCCGAUAUUAGUGAAAGAACUGGCGCGGAUGUUUUCCCGUACAGCGUCUUUUAUAUCUUCUUUGACCAAUACCUCAGUAUUGUUCCGCUGACAGCUGCGCUGCUAUCUGCUGCUGUUGGCAUUAUCUUCGUCGUUGCGUCCGUACUUUUGGGUUCGUUACUCACCGCUCUUGUGGUGUCUGUCACUGUUGUGAUGAGUGUUGUAGACAUCAUGGGUAGCAUGGCCUUGUUCGGUGUCUCUUUGAACGCCGUUUCCCUGGUCAACCUCAUCAUUUGCGUCGGUAUCUCUGUUGAGUUCUGCGCUCACAUUGCUAGAGCGUUUAUGUACCCCUCACGCACGGUGAUGGAGGGCAACAGUAAUGCUUUCCGUGGUCGUGAUGCCCGAGCUUGGACUGCUCUUGUCAACGUCGGCGGAUCUGUCUUUUCUGGUAUCACUGUCACCAAGCUUCUUGGAGUUUCUGUGCUCGCCUUUACGCGAUCCAAGAUUUUUGAGAUCUACUACUUCCGAGUUUGGCUGUCCCUUGUCAUCUUCGCUGCCCUCCAUGCCCUGGUCUUCCUGCCUGUUGCUCUAAGCAUUGCAGGAGGCCAAGGCUAUGUCGACCCAGAGAGCGAAGGCACCGCCGCCCAAGACUUGACUGACAGGAGAUGGCGAGCCAUUAGGAUUAAUGACAACAGUGACUCGGAGGAUGAGUUUUAG